AUGUUAAAUGAUGGUCAUAUUGAUUUUGGGGGCAUAAUAAAGGAUUAUGAGGGGGACAUUAUGGCUGCUACUGUCCUGCGAGUAAGGGGAGGCAAGAAGGUUGUUAUUUCUAAAGCUCUCGCUGCAAAACAUGCCCUUCAAAUAGCUAUUGAAGCGGGUCUUGCAAAAAUUGUGUUAGAAACAGACAACAUCAAGGUGUACAGACAUAUGAAGAACAACAUACAUAAGAAUACAAGUUUUGGUUUUAUAAUCAAAGAUAUUCUUGAGCUAGCUAAAAAUUUUAUUGAUGUUGUCUUUAGUCGUGUAAGCAGAAAUGGCAAUAAGGUGGCUUAUUGUCUUGCCAACCUCAGUAAAAAUUAUGACAGUCUGCGUGUAUGGAUUAAGGAAGCCCCCAUUGAGGCAAUGAACUUUGUACUAGUUGAGACUCGUUUGCUCAUUUGA
Molecule: messenger RNA, 441 nt
Organism: Chenopodium quinoa (quinoa)
Lineage: Eukaryota; Viridiplantae; Streptophyta; Magnoliopsida; Caryophyllales; Amaranthaceae
Exons: 1
Coding region: 1-441 (146 amino acids)
Molecular function (GO): RNA-DNA hybrid ribonuclease activity; nucleic acid binding
Source: RefSeq, a predicted model, not a curated record